This is a messenger RNA of Leptonychotes weddellii (Weddell seal), 2121 nucleotides long. The record is from RefSeq and is a predicted model, not a curated record. Lineage: Eukaryota; Metazoa; Chordata; Mammalia; Carnivora; Phocidae.
AUGGAGCCUUUUCACAGGCUGAAGCCGGCUGACAUCAAAGUAAUCGGAGCCCUGGGUGACUCUCUCACGGCAGGUAAUGGGGCCGGAUCCAAGCCUGGGGACAUCUUGGAUGUCUUGACUCAGUACCGAGGCCUGUCCUGGAGUGGCGGAGGCGAUCACAACCUCAGCAGCGUCACCACCCUCCCAAACAUCCUCCGGGAAUUCAACCCUUCCCUGAGGGGCUUCUCUGUUGGCACCGGGAAAGAAAACAGUCCUGGAGCCUUCCUAAAUCAGGCUGUAGCAGGAGACCGAGCCGAGGAUUUACCUGUUCAGGCCAGGAGGCUGGUGGACCUGAUGAAGAAUGAUACGAAGAUAAAUUUUCAGGAAGAUUGGAAGAUAAUAACCCUGUUCAUAGGAGGCAAUGAUCUCUGUGAUUUCUGCAGUGACCCGGUCCGCUACUCUCCCCAGAACUUCACAGACAACAUCGGGAAGGCUCUGGACAUCCUCCAUGCUGAGGUUCCUCGGGCAUUUGUGAACCUGGUAAAAGUUCUGGAGAUCAUCAACCUGAGGGAGCUGUACCAGGAGAAGGAAGUCAGCUGCCCAAGGCUGAUCCUCAGAAACCUCUGCCCCUGUGUCCUGAAGCCUGAUGAUAACUCAACAGAACUUGCCUCCCUCAUCGAAGUGAAUAAGCAGUAUCAGGUGCCCAGAGCCCUGGUCAACCUCGUGGACUUCCUGAGCCCCAGCGUCCUGCGGCAGGUGUUUCUGGGCAACCCGGACAGGUGCCCUGUGCAGCAGGCCAGCGUGUUAUGUAACUGCGUUCUGACCCCUCGGGAGAGCUCCCAAGAGCUGGCCAGGUUGGAGGCCAUCACCCAAGCCUACCAGAGCAGCAUGCGGGAACUGGUGGGGUCAGGCCGCUAUGACACCCGGGAGGACUUCUCUGUGGUACUUCAGCCCUUCUUCCACAAGGUCCGGCUCCCCCUCCUGGCGGAUGGGCGCCUGGAUAUGUCCUUCUUCGCUCCAGACUGUCUCCACCCAAGUCAGAAAUUCCACUCCCAGCUCUCCAGAGCCCUUUGGGUCAAUAUGCUUGAACCACUAGGAAGGAAAACGGAGACCCUGGACCUGGCAGCAAAUAUAGCCCUCUUCUGCCCCACUCAGAAUGAGCCCUUCCUGAGGACGCCCCGGAACAGUAACUAUACCUACCCCACCAAGCCGGACAUUGAGAACUGGGGCAGUGACUUCCUGUGUACAGAGUGGAAUCCUUCCAACGGGGUCCCCACCUCAGUCCAUGAGCUCCGGCCAGGAGACAUCAAAGUGGUGGCGGCCAUGGGUGACUCGCUGACCACAGCACUGGGAGCCCAACCAAGCAACUCCAGCAACCUACCCACGUCCUGGAGGGGACUCUCUUGGAGCAUCGGAGGGGAUGGCAUCUUGGACACCCACACCACACUGCCCAACAUUCUGAAGAAGUUCAACCCUCACAUCCUCGGGUUCUCCACCGGUACCCAGGAGGAGACAGCAGGGCUGAAUGUAGCCGUGGAAGGAGCCAGAGCGUGGGACAUGCCGACCCAGGCCCGGGACCUGGUGGAGCGAAUGAAAAACCACCCCGAAAUCAACCUAGAGAGUGACUGGAAGCUGAUCACGCUCUUCAUUGGGAGCAACGACAUAUGUCAUUACUGUGAGAAUCCGGAGGCCCCCUCAGCUGGAGAGUACAUUCAGCAUAUCCAACAGGCCCUGGACAUCUUCUAUGAGGAGCUUCCAAGGGCUUUCAUCAACGUGGUGGGGGUCAUGGAGUUGGCUGGCCUACACCAGGGCCAAGGUGGGAAAUGUGACCCGCCCCUGGCUGCUCAGAGCAACUGUACCUGCCUCAGACGUUCCCAGGAGAAUCCCCUGGAGCUGCAGGAACUGAAGCAAGUGAACUGGAACUUCCAGAGCGGCAUCUCCAGGUUGUCCUACAAGCCCCAGUAUCUGCAGCGUGAGGACUUCGCCGUGGUUGUGCAGCCUUUCUUCCAAAACACUCUCGUCCCCCUGAACAGCAGAGGAAGCGUUGACCUCACCUUCUUCUCCGAGGACUGUUUCCACUUCUCAGAACGUGGUCAUGCCGAGAUGGCCAUCGCGCUCUGGAACAACAUGGUGAGUGCCUAA